Molecule: messenger RNA, 963 nt
Organism: Phycomyces blakesleeanus NRRL 1555(-)
Lineage: Eukaryota; Fungi; Mucoromycota; Mucoromycetes; Mucorales; Phycomycetaceae
Exons: 4
Coding region: 56-598 (180 amino acids)
Biological process (GO): intracellular protein transport; vesicle-mediated transport
Cellular component (GO): cytoplasm
Molecular function (GO): GTPase activity; GTP binding
Source: RefSeq, a predicted model, not a curated record
CCACCACCUCUUUCCCAAACCCUCCUUCCAUUACAGUCAUUCAAUCUUAUUCACUAUGGGUGCUAAUAUGUCAAAAGCUCUCGCCAAACUGUUUGGCAGUAAGGAGAUGAGAAUCCUUAUGCUUGGGCUAGAUGCCGCAGGCAAAACAACUAUCCUUUAUAAACUCAAGCUUAAUCAAUCCGUGACUACGAUCCCUACAGUUGGAUUUAACGUCGAGUCCGUGACUUAUAAGAACGUCAAGUUCAAUGUCUGGGAUGUGGGAGGACAAGACAAGAUCCGUAACCUGUGGAGACAUUAUUAUACCGGAACACAGGGCCUAAUUUUCGUUAUUGAUUCUCAAGACCGUGAUAGAAUUGACGAGGCGCGUCAGGAACUGCACCGUAUUAUCUCUGAUCGUGAGAUGAGAGACUGCCUAUUGCUUGUUUUUGCCAACAAACAAGAUCUUCCUGGAGCCAUGUCACCCACAGAAGUGACAGAGAAGCUCGGGUUGAACAAGAUGCGAGAAAGGGCCUGGUAUGUUCAUCCUUCAUGUGCCACUACCGGCGACGGUCUUUUCGAAGGCCUCAACUGGCUGAGCCAAAACGUAAAGACAAAGUAAAUCGAGAUAAUCAAACCCACAAAAAAGAUGAAUCAAACAUACAAAAAACAAGGCAGCAAAAUUCAUUCCUUUCUUGCUGAACUUAUUCCCCUUCUAUUACUUCUUCUCCUUGCAAACCCUUACGAGGAAGAAGACAAAUAUCAUCAUUUAUUAUAUGUUAUUUCCACUCCAAAUCUUUUUCUUUAUUUCUAUUUCUUUUUCCUUUAACCAUGUCUUUCUUGUUAUAUCUAUAUCUAUAUUUUCCCUAAUAUUCACUUCUCACACCUUUUUUAUUAUUUCUAAAAAAGAGCCCUCCCUUUUAAAGUAGAACCUUUUAUUAUAUUACUUAUAAAGGAAUUUAAAGAAAAAUGAAUAUUCCAAACUCU